AUGAGGAUACGACUUCCUUUUGCAGGGGGCUUCUUCUUCCUGCUCCUUAUUGCGGGCUACGCCGGCCUAACGUCGCUGCAACUGGGCCAUCUCAUCAACGACAAGCUCUUGCACUUCCUCACGUUUUUCGUCCUGACCAUAGUAUUUUACUGGAUCGUCGACACGAACCGCCGGCGCACCCUGAACCUGACCCUGACCGUCUGCACCGGCGCCCUCGGGGUUGGCUCCGAAUUCCUACAGGCCAUCCUGCCCAACGACCGCGACUUUGACGUUUACGACAUCGUAGCCAACCUUGUUGGCAGUCUGGCCGGCUUGGGCCUGUGCAGUUGGUACCACAAGCGCAUGUUGGAGCGCAAGAGGGUCCGUAGGGGCUACGGCGCCGUCGCGGGCGAAGAAGGUGGCGACGGCUUCGGCGAGGAAGACGACCUGGAGCUAGGCGAAGGCCUCGGUCUCGGCGGUAGUGGCCACGAGGAGGGCAUCACAGAGGUUUCUCGCCCACAUGACGACACCCCAGCCAAUGGCGGUGGCAGGGGUCUGACUCUUGAAGAGGAGGUUGAUAACUGGGACGAGAACGAGGUUGACGCAUGGGACGAUGCAGACGGGGCUGGAGACAUUGGAGACUCGGCGCCCGUGACCAAAAACAAAACAGGAAAAGGGCCGAUGAACGGUGAUGGAGAUGGCGCAAAACGGGCCGGCUGA
This is a messenger RNA of Gaeumannomyces tritici R3-111a-1, 699 nucleotides long. RefSeq lists its product as hypothetical. The coding region runs from base 1 to 699 and encodes 232 amino acids. The record is from RefSeq and is a predicted model, not a curated record. The transcript has 2 exons. Lineage: Eukaryota; Fungi; Ascomycota; Sordariomycetes; Magnaporthales; Magnaporthaceae.